Molecule: messenger RNA, 2611 nt
Organism: Hordeum vulgare subsp. vulgare (domesticated barley)
Lineage: Eukaryota; Viridiplantae; Streptophyta; Magnoliopsida; Poales; Poaceae
Product: LEAF RUST 10 DISEASE-RESISTANCE LOCUS RECEPTOR-LIKE PROTEIN KINASE-like 2.2
Exons: 4
Coding region: 509-2377 (622 amino acids)
Biological process (GO): protein phosphorylation
Molecular function (GO): ATP binding; protein kinase activity; polysaccharide binding
Source: RefSeq, a predicted model, not a curated record
AGUGGAUCAGUAUUUUAUUAUCAUCUCAUACAUUUAUUAUGUUACUUUUUAUUGCAUGUUGUUUUAUCAUUAUUUAUAUAUGCUUGCCGUAUCGCCGAAUUGCUGUUUUUAGAAAUUGCCGUAUCCCGUAUCGCCGUACCCGUAUCGACGUAUCAGUGUUGCCGUAUCGGUGCUUCAUAGGCGACCACUGUUACCAGUCAAGCACCCAACGACUUGGCACCGAUCGGCACGACUUUCCCGGACUCGCAUCCUGGCCGGUCCGGUCGCAUCACUGCUCGAUCACGACGGGGCAUGGUGGAGUUCUCGUGUGUGGACGCCUUGUAGUCGAACUUUUCGGCACACCACUCACACAUUGCCCCCUCCCCCCUCCUCAUAUCACAUAUCCCCUCGCUCGUACCAUGACCAUGAAUGAAUAUCACAGUUCGUCCUCGGGAUUUGGUGCCAACAAAUAUUCUACAAACAUCAUUUGGUCGUCGUCCUCGGCGGGAGUCAUCAUCCUCCCUCACCUAUGGUCCUCCCACGGCUGGGGUCUUGCCUUCUCCUCCUCUUGGCCGCCACAGCUUCUCCGAUACUGUCCGCGGAAGCAGACGUCGGCGGCUGCACGCCCAGGAAAUGCGGCAACCUGACCGUCUUCACCCCGUUCGGCCUCGUCUCGUCCGUGUGCGCCCAGCUCGGGUUCCAGGUCCACUGCACCGACGACGUCCCCUACCUCGGGUACUACGAGCGCGACGUUGGGCUGCAGAUCCUGGAUAUCUUCUACGACAACGGCUCCCUGCUCGUCUCCGACGUCCACAAGCUCGGCGACUUCGACCUCUCCGGCGGCGGAAGCCGUUGCCAUGUCCCCACGGCCAACACGGCAACGAGAGUUGGGCAUCCGUUCUCCAUCAGCCCACUCAACCAGAACCUCGUCUUCUACAACUGCACCAAGGCGCCGACGAAGGGGGCGGCGGGGCUGGUGGAGACGGCGUGCCGGAACAACACGUUUGUCCGUGCGGGAGGGCGGUACAACGAGUCCGGCGGGAUCGGCGGCGGCUACGGUUUGGAGGGCUGCACCGCCACCGCCGUGCCGGUGCUUGGGGCGACUGGGAAGGUGAAUGCCAGCCACUAUCAGCAGCUCAUCAGCGAUGGCUUCGUCCUCACAUGGCAGCCGCCGACUGCUGCCGGUAGCGGUAGCAAGGGGACUAGCAAGAAGGUUAUGCUAAUAGCUGUAAUAUCAGGAGCUGGAACCUUGCUCUUGACAUGUUUUUAUAUGCUGGUAUGGCGCAAAAAAGGGAAAAGACUAUGGCUUCACCUUUGCAAGAAGACUAGCAGCAACACCGAGAAGAAUUACGAGGCCAUGCUAGUAUCGUACGGAUCCCUAGCUCCAAAAAGAUACACGUAUUCAGAGGUAAUGAAGAUAACGUCUUCUCGCAAUGACCAGCUUGGAAAAGGAGGUUAUGGUGUCGUUUUCAAAGGAAAACUACAUGAUGGCCGUCUGGUUGCGGCCAAAUUCUUGCAUGACUGCAAAGGAAACGGGGACGAGUUUGUUAAUGAAGUUAUGAGCAUUGGAAGGACCUCCCAUGUUAAUGUUGUUAGCUUAUAUGGGUUUUGUUUGGAGGGAUCAAAGCGAGCUCUUAUAUAUGAGUACAUGCCCAAUGGUUCCCUGGAUAAGUACAUUUAUUCAGAGCACCCCAAAGAAAUUUUAGGAUGGGAGAGGCUUUAUGCGAUAGCAAUGGGGAUUUCUCGUGGCCUCGAAUACUUGCACUACAGCUGUAAUACACGUAUCGUCCAUUUUGAUAUCAAGCCCCAAAAUAUCCUUCUAGACAUAGAGUUUAACCCAAAGAUUGCUGAUUUUGGUUUAGCUAAAUUGUGUCAUACAAAGGAGAGCAAGCUUUCAAUGACUGGAGCUAGAGGAACAAUUGGAUUCAUCGCCCCAGAAGUUCACUCUCGAACCUUCGGACUGGUUUCAACAAAGUCAGAUGUUUAUAGUUAUGGAAUGAUGCUGCUGGAGAUGGUCGGAGGCAGGAGAAACGUAAAAUCAAUUGUUGCGAAAUCUAGUGAAAAGUAUUUUCCAGACUGGAUUUAUGACCACUUUGCGCAAGAUGAUGGAUUACAAGCAUGUGAAGUGACAAGGGAAAUUGAGGAGAUUGCGAGAAAGAUGACAUUCAUUGGCUUGUGGUGCAUACAAGUAUUACCUGUGCAUCGCCCAACUAUAACAAAAGUUCUAGAGAUGUUUGAGAGAAGCUUAGAUGAUCUGGACAUGCCACCGAAGCAGAACUUCUGUGAACUACUAGAAAGUUCAGCUCACAAUAUGGAUGUAGAGAGUGCAAGUUCUACCAGAUCGGAGAAGACAAGCCUUGCGAAUUCAAAAAUCCUACAACGACGGCCAACUCUUUGAGCAAAUAUAAGCCUUCUGAAUCAAAGAAACCUACAUUGAUUGUCAACGCUUAGAGAAGGUGGCAUGUACUAGAGUGCAUUCAGAAAUUAAACAAGGGCAAUGAAACUUGGCAUUGUAGUAGAACAUUUCCAUGUAUGCAGCAUGAGCAUGACCAAGAGUCAACAACAUCUGCAUGCUAGUAACCUAAUUUACCGACAAGUAAUAAAAUUUGUUCUGGUGACUUUUGUGUUCCAA